This is a messenger RNA of Neltuma alba, 2661 nucleotides long. RefSeq lists its product as uncharacterized. The transcript has 4 exons. The coding region runs from base 235 to 2238 and encodes 667 amino acids. Lineage: Eukaryota; Viridiplantae; Streptophyta; Magnoliopsida; Fabales; Fabaceae. The record is from RefSeq and is a predicted model, not a curated record.
ACAAAGGAAAGUAUGCAGACAGCUUCGAACAUAUCUUCAGCAGAAAUUUAGUUUCUCAAUCGAUCUUGAUCCGAUUCGUCAAUCUCCCACGAAUCUCCGUAACCAAUAGGGAGGUGUUUUAUCCGAUCGGAAUUGGUAUAAGGAGACUGCUGAUUGGCCGGUGCCGCUUCCGGCUAAUGAAAUUUUGCGGCUUGACGUGCUCAGAGUUAUCAAAGGGCAAGAAAGUGAUCAGUAAUGCUUACGGAGACAUUUAAUGAGAACACAAAUGACAAGCAUGUAAAAGGAUCUUCAGAAACUCCCCAUGGAAAAGGAUCCGGUAAUCUUUCUGAUUUAAAUUACGAGGCAUGUGAUGGGCGUGAGAGCAGUGUGGAUUCAGAAGAGCUAAUUGGUGUUGAGGUUGGAGGUGAAAGAGAAAACCCAGGAAUAUCAAGAAGUGUUAACAAUGAUUACUCAAAAACAGAUACCAACGGCACUAAAACCAAAUUGGUUGCAGAUGAAACCUCAAGUUCUUCCUUUUCGUUGGAAAUAUCAUCAAAUGAUUUCUUCCAAGCUAGAAAAGUUAACUUUGGCAAAUCUUCGGCAUCAGAAUCUGCAUCAAAAGGUGUACAGAUAGAUGCAUCUCAUGGGACCUCUAAAAGCAUUGGAGGUGACAGAGGUAACCCAGAAAUAUCAAGAAAUGAUAACAAUGGUUACUUGAUAAUGGAUACCGACGGCACUAAAAGCAUAUUGUUUCCUGAUGGAAAAUCAAGUUCCUCCUCCUCAUCAGAAUCAGCAUCAAAUGAUUCCUUACAAGCUAGAAAAGUUAACUUGGUCAAAUGGUCAGCAUCUGAAUCUGCUUUGAAAGAUGAAGAUAGUGUUGUCUCUCAUGGGAGGUCUAAAAGCACUGGAGGUGAAAGAAAAAACUUUGAAAUAUCAAGAAGUGGCAACAAUGAUUACUUAAAAACAGAUCCCAAUGACACUAAAAGCAUAUUGGUUCCAGAUGAAGCAUCGAGUUUUUCCUCUUCAUCAGAAUCAUCAUCAAAUGAUUUCUUCCAAACUAGAAAAAGUACCUUUGCUGAAUCUUCAUCAUCUAAAUUUGCAUCAAAAGAUGAAGAAAGUGAUGUCUCUCAUCAGAGCUCUAUCAAUUCUGAACCUGACAAGGACUUCACAGUUCGUGCAUCAACAUCUCCAAGUUACAAUUUGAACCGUAGUCAUGUGAGCAUGUCCCCAACUAUUGCCCCCCCUGUCCAAGUGAUGGAUCGAUCAUCAGGACAUGAUUCCUACAGGAUUCCAUCUUCAGUUUUUGCAAUCAAUACAAAUCCUAUGGAUUGGACCAAUGAUUCUGAUGAGUCAUUGUUUAGCAUUCAACUAGGGAACCAUAGUCUUGCCAGAGAUCAUUUGUUUACAGCCCCUGAAUUGCGCAAGUCUGUUGAAGUGACUAAAUCUGGUGAGUUGAAUAUGUUUAGCCCACAGCCUUCGGUUCUAAUAGAGGACAGAGACACCUGCAGAAAGAGCGUUGAGAUAGAGGGCUCACAAACAACUGAAAUGUCAGAUGAAGAUUUCGAGUUAGAAAGAAGCCUUGAUAAAAACAAAAACAAGAUAAAGAAUUCACAUCCAGCCGUAAGUUACAACUCCCAUGGCAAUGGAAUCGGAGCGCAGUCCUCUGCUCUACCAAUUUUAUCAGAAGUGAAAUAUCAUAAUUCUGUGAAGACAGAUAGUCCUCAAGUGACUUCAGAUUCAACUUCAAAUUGUUGCAAUUUGUGCCAGUGCUUCUCUUGGCUUUGUUGUACUCGUUGUUGUUCACAUACUGAUAGUCCUCGUCAGCUAUCUUAUGAUAAAGCCUCUGAAAAGACUUCCAGCUCAACUUCAAGUUGUUGCAGUUGCUUCAAAUGUUGCUCUUGGUCUUGCUGUUCAUGGGGCAAAUGUUCGAGUUUACUGACAUACAGUCCUCCACAGCGAUCUUAUGAAGACUCUGAAAAGAAUUCCAGCUCAACUUCCCAUUGUUGCAUUUGGUUCCAAUGUUUCUCUGGGUCUUGCUUUUGCUGCUGCCGUUCAGAGACAGAUAAUACUCGACACCAAUCUCUUGAUAAAGCCUCUGAAAAGACAUCCAGCUCAACUUCCAAUUGUUUCCACUGUUGCUCUUGGUCUUGCUGUUCCGGAGAAAAUUGUUGUUCACAGACAGAUAGUCCUAGACACCAAUCAUUUGAUAAAACCCCUGAGAAAACUUCGUCGGGCAAAUUUUGUUGUUGCUGUUGUUGAGGGACUGACUUUCAUAGACUUCAUACACGUUUUUGGUUUAGUUACCGUCUUCAGGUAUUUAGGUUUGAUCAGAUUCCAUUUCCCAUACCCAUAGGAUUCAUCUCUAGAUUGUGUAAUCAAAAGAGAAUCCUGGGUGUCACCUGCGUUUUAGAAACUACCUUUUCUUCCUCGUCUUUUAAUUGCUACUUUCUUGCUGUUCUGAAGAGGAAAUGGAGAUGAUGAUGAUGAUUUCUUUCGGACCCUGAUCUCCAUUCGCCACAAGGAACUGUGAAUGAUAUUUCUUGUAGAGAUGCAAGUAGAACUAAAUUUGUAAAAAAAAAUUUCUGAAGUUUUCAGAUCCUUUUACUUCUCAUUGUAAAAUUACUGUAGAUUAACAAAAGACAACUGAUUUUAUGUGAGAACUCUCAAUUCAUUGUUACUUCA